AUGGAUGGUUUUGAAUUCUCUCUUGGGCAAGCCCGGAGUCAUAUUGAAAAACUUCAGAAGGAAAAGGUCGCGAUGCAAGAAACAAUAGAAUACAUGCAAUCUCAGUCAAUGAGGAAUAACCUGAUAUUUUCUGGUGUCGAAGAAUCUGAUUCGGAAGAAAAACCGGAAGUAACUGAAGGUAAAUUACGCGCAGUACUUGUUGAUAAAAUGAAGUUAGCAAGGGACUACGUGGCUUCUCUGAAACUCGAAAGGGUGCAUCGUAUAGGCGAUAUGUCAGCGUCCAAUCCAGGAAGGAGAACUCCAAAAUACAGACACAUUGUUGUUAAAUUUACGUUCUUUAAAGACAGAGAAAUUGUCCGUCGCGCGAGCUCAUCGUUGAGAGGUACCGGAAUAUUUAUUAACGAGCAGUUUCCCAAAGAGGUUGCAGAGCGCCGGAGGGCACUAAUGCCCCUGUUGAGGAAGGCACGUGAGGAGAAGAAAAAGGCUUGGAUCAGUUAUGAUACCCUUUAUAUAGAUGGUGUCAAGGUGAAAGUACCAGAAAGCGCCAACGUAGCAAAUAGCGCGAGCAGCUCGAGCGAGACGAUGUCGGCAUAA
Messenger RNA from Mercenaria mercenaria, 594 nucleotides. RefSeq lists its product as uncharacterized. The transcript has a single exon. Lineage: Eukaryota; Metazoa; Mollusca; Bivalvia; Venerida; Veneridae. The coding region runs from base 1 to 594 and encodes 197 amino acids. The record is from RefSeq and is a predicted model, not a curated record.